This is a messenger RNA of Psylliodes chrysocephalus, 2531 nucleotides long. The record is from the annotation of a GenBank genome assembly. Lineage: Eukaryota; Metazoa; Arthropoda; Insecta; Coleoptera; Chrysomelidae.
GUUUUGACUUUUGACAGUGUCGUUCGUAUAUGUCGUAUUUCCCUUCCUCCAUGGUAUUUCCGUUCAUUUCUUUAAAAAUUGUCUAAUCGGUAAUUUCUCAAAGUAAUAUGUCUAAAGUAAAGCAAAAUAGAAAGCGAAAACAUGAACCUAAAACCACCGAAGAUGUAGAAUUUGAAAUAGAUGUUCCUAAAGUGAAAUUUCGGCCGUUCGACGAGCAAGCCCAGGCAGAGGAAGAACAUUUGUCCCAUAUUCUUUUCGGGGGCGCUACGAGUUUCCUUCAAUGUUUGGAAGAGGCGGAACAAGAGGCCGGCCCUUCGCAAUCCAAUACUGACUCUGGAGUGGGCGAAGAUGACAGUGAUGAGAAUGAAAACGUCAGAAAACCAGCAUGGACCGAUGAAGAUGACGAUGGUAUUGACGUUGGCCAAGCACUGGAGAGUCAAAGACGAAAAUUACCUUCGGGUGGAAUUAAUUCGAGGGAUAAUAAGUAUUCUAAUUUGUUAAAACACAAAUUUCAGGCUGCCGUAGGCAAUCCAAAAUGGGCUUCUUUGAAUAAACGAAAAAGGUCUGAAUCUGAUUCCGAUGACGAAAUUCUGCAAAGUUGCGGAUUUAUUUCGAAAACAACAAAAUCACACAUCCCGCCUAGUGUUCUGGAAUUUAAAAAAGUUAAAGAUUUGAACUGUGAGACCUAUACUGAAGGCCCUACCAUAAAUUCCAUUGAAUUUCAUCUAAGUUCAAGUGUAGCUUUGGUUGCUGGUAAUGGUGCUAUAGCUACCCUAUUUGCUGUUGAUGGUAGAAGAAAUAAUAAGCUACAUAGUAUAGCUUUCCAGCAUUAUCCCAUUCUAUGUGCAAAAUUUCUGCAAAAUGGCAAUGAAGCUUUAUUGGGUUCAAGACAUUCACAUAUCUUUAGUUAUGAUUUACUUGCUGCAAAGCCUGUUCGGUAUACUCUACCUCAAGGGUUGACCCAAUGUAAGAAUUUUGUUGUAUCGCCUGAUUCACAGUUUGUUGCCAUAGCUGGAAAGUGGGGAGAAGUGCAUUUAUUAUCCACUGAUUCUAAAGAAAGGGUUGCCAUGUUAAAACAGGAUUCUGAAGUUACUGCUCUUACUUUUAAUCCAUCAGGAAACCUGCUAUUUGGCCACAGCGAUACCGGCGAAAUAACGGCAUGGGACAUGAAAAUGCGUCGGGUAAAACACAAAUUCAUCGACGAAGGGUGUCUACAAGGCACCACCCUCUCAAUAUCAUCUUCGAACCAAUUCCUAGCGGCAGGAUCGGCUCAAGGGGUGGUCAACCUGUACGGCAUGGAGGACGUUUUGAAAACAAACAUUCCCAAACCGAGAAAGAGUAUUCUGAACCUGACCACCUCUAUCAAGGAUCUAAAAUUCAACUCUUCAUCUGAAAUACUCGGUUUUUGUUCCGCCGAAAUACAGAAUUCAGUGAAGUUGUUCCAUUUAGGUUCUGGAACGGUGUUUAGUAAUUUUCCCAAUUUCGAUACAAAAAUGGGGCACAUCAAUGCGUUGAAUUUCUCGCCCAGCAGCGGCUUCCUCGCUUUCGGUAACAGAAAGUCGGUGGUCUCUUUGUAUAGGCUGAAACAUUUUAAGAAUUAUUAAAUUUCGAAGAAGAAAAAAGUUAGUAUGGUAAAUGUGAAUGUUUAUUCCAAUAAUCGAUUUUUAAGGUUAAAUUAUAUGAAAAUUAUCGAAGGAAGAUUCACAGGGUUUUAUCAAAGUGAUUUUGGUAAUUUUUUACAAAUGCAAAUUGGUAGGCAAGACCCGUCAAUUGGCUACAAUUUGUGAGAAGUUGAGAAAUCGACGCAAAAAUUUGACAAAAACAAACACUUUUUGAAGAUUUUUGGGGGGAAAUUAAUGGUGUGUGAUAUUAGCCCUUGUUAGGUAAUUUUGGACCAUUUUUUAUAAAAUUUAAUAAAUAACAUUCUGGCCUAAUUAUUGACCUGUAAGUAAAUUUUACUUUGGAAUAGUUUUGGCAUGCAAAUAGUAAAUUUAAAAAUAUUAACUCAACAAUAAUCCAUAAACAAUAUGUAACAAUAUACCCAAAAUUUUCUCUUCUUAAUUUAAAAGUUUUGUACUGAUAUAAAAGCCCACUUUCAAAAAGUAUGCAGUUGCAGUCUUACCAUUUUUUUUUUAUUCAUUAUCAAUUAGUGUGUGAACCUCUGUCAUUUGUGCUUUUCUAGCUGAUUUUCUGUUUUCAUCCACUAUCAUUUAUUAUGUGAUUUGUCUGUUCCAGAUUAUUUAGUUAAUAAAGCUCUGAUAGCAGUAUCAAUGAUCUACUAACAUAUCUGUUUGUUUUCUUACAUAAUUUGUUGCUGAUUUGUUCCAAUUAAAAUUGAUGAGUGAGUAUUUGAUAAUGAUUAAAGUGGUCUGAAAUUGCUUAGGUGAUCAGAUUUUCUAUUAUUAAUAAAAUAAUGACAUUAUGAUAUGAUACCAUGUAUCUGUUAUGUGUAUAAUAUUGAAAACGGCGUUAAGUAUAUUUAGGUAUUCAUGUAAUAUAUAUUAUAGGUGUAAAUGAUUUUCAAAAGUUUA